This is a messenger RNA of Eutrema salsugineum, 594 nucleotides long. RefSeq names its product signal recognition particle 9 kDa protein. Gene Ontology annotation, biological process: negative regulation of translational elongation; SRP-dependent cotranslational protein targeting to membrane. The record is from RefSeq and is a predicted model, not a curated record. The transcript is spliced from 4 exons. Gene Ontology annotation, cellular component: signal recognition particle, endoplasmic reticulum targeting. Gene Ontology annotation, molecular function: 7S RNA binding. NCBI's taxonomy places the organism in Eukaryota, Viridiplantae, Streptophyta, Magnoliopsida, Brassicales, Brassicaceae. Bases 120 to 431 code for a protein of 103 amino acids.
AUAAGAAGCCGUCUUUUGCUUCUCUGCUUCUCCGUCGAGGUUACUUUGCGAAUUCUGCAGACUGUGUCUCCCGGAGAUUCCAAUCGCACCAAAUCCGAUUAAAAUUUAGCUAAUUCGAGAUGGUGUAUAUCGUUUCCUGGGAAGAGUUUGUGGAUCGAUCUGUUCAGCUUUUCCGAGCUGAUCCCGAAUCUACUCGGUAUGUCAUGAAGUAUAGACACUGCGACGGCAAGUUGGUUCUCAAGGUUACUGAUAACAAAGAGUGUCUCAAGUUCAAGACAGACCAAGCACAAGAAGCAAAGAAGAUGGAGAAACUGAAUAAUAUAUUCUUCACCCUCAUGGCUAGAGGACCUGAUGUUGAUCUCUCUGAAGUCACCGGUAAAGAACAGAUGGAGACACAGCCUGUGAAGAAAGGAAGAGGAAGAAAGCAAUAAGUCUCAUGAAUAUUUUGUUUCUUUCUUGGUAUCAAGAUUUUGAUCCAUUUUUUUUUGUUGGAUAUUUUGAGAUGGGUUUGUGUCAAAUUGUGAUCGUAGGGUUGUCAAGAUUUGUUCUAACGCUGACUUUGGAUUUAGUAAUUUACAACUUUUUUUUUUGUUA